Thamnophis sirtalis is the source of this 2124-nucleotide messenger RNA. NCBI's taxonomy places the organism in Eukaryota, Metazoa, Chordata, Lepidosauria, Squamata, Natricidae. The record is from RefSeq and is a predicted model, not a curated record.
CCUUUCCAUGCCGAUGGCUGGUGUGAUACCAUCAACAACCGAGCCUAUUGUCAGUAUGAUGGUGGUGACUGUUGUUCCUCCACAGUCUCCUCGAAGAAGGUUGUUCUGUUUCCCAACGGCUGUGAUGAGGACGAAUGCACCUGCCGGGAUCCAGCAGCAGAAGAAAAUCAGUAGCCCACUGCAGCAGCCCACUAGGACACGUUGUGCUGCUAAGGCUCAACUUGGAAGAAAUGACAAAGGCUUGAGGGAAAGCAUAAAUAGGAGACAGCAAGGGCUGAAGAAAAGGAUUCAGGGGAAGUCUGGUCCUGCACUUGAUGUGUAAGUGCAUAAAGAAGAAAGGAAGAAAUUUUGAAGAAAGAGGUGGAGAAGAGAGCAAGAAAACGAAACACCCUUGGUCAACUGGACCUCCAGUCUACCUUCCAUGCCACAUCAAUGGCUUGCCACCUGGACUGUGUCUUUGCUCUGACAUUUUAUUGGUGUGCGCUUCUCUGGAGCUUGAUUUAGCAAAGCUAAAGAGGGAAAUGUGAUCCUGUCUGCAAAUAUUUAAACAUAAUUUUAUUACAAAUCUAUAUAAUAUUUUUACUUGCUGUUUAGUAAACUAAAUCAUGCUGCUGUGAAACACACGACAUUAGAAACGUGGGGUCAUGUAAUGAACAUUCCCAGAAACCCAGCAGAAUUCCAAUGGGGCCCUUAUAAAUAUCUAAAUGAAGCAGUAAUUGCUUCCCCCCCACCCUAAAUUAUUUCACACUCAACUGCAGAGUUAAAGUCAUGUAUGAGAAUGCUCUUGUCAGUCAUAUCUGCCUGCACUUCUACCACAAAGAAGCAAUGCCUGUUUUUUUUUACUGGGCAUAUAUAAAUACCCAUUCCUCUAGUUCCUAAGCAGCAUUACAAGUAGUAAUCUAAAGAAAUGAAAGGCAUAUGAUAUAAGAACCCCCCCAUUAAAACUUAAUGUAUUUUAAAACCACACCAGUUACUAUACUUCUUCAUCCAUUUCUACCCUUCCAAAUCACUCUUACUUCUUCUGUGUCAUACACUGUUCUAUUCUGCUGACUUUAACUAGGAUGUUAGUUCUGUCACUUCCUUAAUAACGAAGAAGGCAGAAGCAUCCUAAAAACCAUUUCUGACAAACAUUCAUUCCACACAAUAGACCAAAUACUUGUCAUUAUCUUUUCAUCCCUUAAAAUUUCUCUGUUUUCCAUUCUUUUGUAAACAUUGUGGGGAGAUACAUAAACUCAUUUACUUUUUCCAGUUUUGGUAUUUAUGUAGGAAUAGCAAACAUGCGCUAAACACAGCUUCCUUGACCUUUGAUGCAUCAGUUUUAAAAUCUAUACUGUUAACUCUGCCCGCCUACCCAUCUAACAUUUGCUGCAAAACUUUCAAACCUGUUGCCAGCCAAUACACUUCAAAGAUUCCUUAUAUAGUAGUUAUCCAUAAAUAUAGUAAAAGAAGAAUGAGUCACCGGCCCUUGUUUAUUCUCACCCAUACUUUUCUUUCAUCGCUCCUCUCAUCACAUUCACCAACUUUCGACUCUGUGCUUUCAAAUCAUCCAUGAUUUAAAUGUAUUCACUUUAUUUCAUACUUUCUCUAAACCAUUGUAUAAUGCAUUUCUUUUUAAUGUGUUUCUGUUUCAUAUUUAUGCAUUUCUUAGUGACCUGAUAAAAACUGGUUGCUCACUGCUUGCCUGGCAUAAAGCUGGAUUUCUUGUUGUUGUGUCUCCCAGCCUUUCAAUUAGAAUUCUGAAAAAUGUUUCCCCAAAUACACUUAACAACUCCCACCAUAAAUGUAUUACUCAGUCUUGCUAUUCUUUCCUUGAAGGAGAAUAGUGAUAACAACAUCCAUCCAUUUAUCAAACUCAGGUGCAGCCUUCCCAUUAAAUGAGCCAGCCAUUCUGUAGGCAAACCACACCUUUGUUUUAAGAUUUAUACCACCUAUACUUGCAAUUUUACCAUUUCUCAACAGUAUUUAUGAUAGCCUUUAGCAGUUUUCCUCUUUGAACACUACUGUUUAUAUUUCAAUAUAUGUGAUUUCAUUAAGAAAUUUGAUUAUAAUAAUUUCUAAUACAAACUAAAAGACAGAAAAUGAAUAGAAAAGUGAAAAGUGAAAAAAAGAAAAAAGUAAUAAAUA